UGCUUCCACGGCAACGGAUAAACAAACGGUGGCGUCCAAGACUUAUUGUUUGAUUCAGGCAGCUCCUUCUGUCCAAGGCUUCAACCUGGCUAUGGUAUCCAGUUCGCAGGCACCGCCGAUCGGCACCAUGGAAAACAUGCAUAAAACAGAUCGAGUUGCUUCGUUGGUAGGUGCUUCCUUACCUCCUCAACUUCAGAAAACAUUGUUGGCUUCCAGUGCAGUCAAAGAGCUCCAAUAUGCAACCACAGCUCUCUCUGAGCACAACAGAAAGUUUUCAGCUCCACCAUUUUCUAAUCCCCGCUACUUAAAACCUAGAGCAAACUGGCUGUUAAAUAGUCUUGGAGAACCUUCAGGAAAGCUGAAAAGCUCCAGAAUAUCAAUGAGUGAAACAAAGCAUAAGUUCAGAGGUGAAUGGGAGCCUUUGUAUUUCAGCAAGAUCAGACAAAAGGACCUUCAGGAUUUAUCAUCCCAGAUUGAGAAAAAAAGAAGUGAAUUUCAGAUGCUGACUGGAGAACCAAUCCAUAUUUCAGGCCAAGGCAUCCGUAGACUCAGUGAACCUCAUCUCAGUACAACAAGUCGUGACUACUGCUAUUAUUAUAGGUCAGAAUUGGCUCCUCUUGUUGACCUGACUCAAUGGAAGAUGGAUAAUAUGCUGCAGAAAAUUCCUCCCCAGGCCAGUUCAGUAUGUCUGCCUCGUUUGGCACCAAGAUGUUGUCACAUACCACAUAAGAGCUUUCUUCCUCUGUCCUGUGAAAGCUAUGCUUGGCAAACCUCCCAGCCUCAUCUACAAGCUGCAUCAUAUCCUGUUGGUGUACUGUCAGGCCCACCAGUAGGUGCAGCAUUUCCCGAAAUUAUGAAGAUCCCAAAAAUGUACAAGACUGAAAAUGAAGAAUAUGGUUCCAAAAAACCAAUUACCAUGUAAAAGAAAAAGAUUUAUUGCAGCAAAAUAAGUAUUGAGGUGGUGGUUGCUGUUGUUUUUUAUGCCAAUGUCUAGUCAAUGUGUAGCUUAUCUGGAUAUCUUGUAUCUUUCCUGCAUGUUCUAUUUCUCUUUGAGUCUCCUUUAAUAUUUUUCUCACCUUCUCUUUCCACAUUAUUAUUGCAGCUGUUAUUCUGGCACAGUAUCGCCAUAAUUUUACUUCUUUUUACUAUUUUAGCUCAUUUUACAGUACACAAUAUGAUCUGGAGAUAUCUGAGGA
Erpetoichthys calabaricus (reedfish) is the source of this 1196-nucleotide messenger RNA. RefSeq lists its product as uncharacterized. The coding region runs from base 92 to 922 and encodes 276 amino acids. Lineage: Eukaryota; Metazoa; Chordata; Cladistia; Polypteriformes; Polypteridae. The transcript has 5 exons. The record is from RefSeq and is a predicted model, not a curated record.